AUGCAACAGCAACAAGAACAUCCACCACAUGCAGACAUCCGUAAACGCUAUGUUAAUAAGACUCUCUUAGAGUUUCAAGAAGCCAAUCGUAAUCCAAUAUAUGGUUAUGAAGCUAUGCCUCUUAAAACUUUAGAAGAAGCUACGGAAACAGUCACUCAUCGUGUUUCAGGUCUUUCAAACUAUGUAGCUCGAGCUAAACAAGAGUGCAAUAAAGAUUUCACUAUUUUGACUUUGGAUGAAUCUGCGGCAAUCUAUCUGUACUCGAUGCCAACACCUUUUCAUUAUCGUCUGAACAAGUCUCUACGAAUUGAAAACCGAGAUGCAUUGAAGCCGUGGUUUAGCUUCUUAAAAUUAUUUACAAAUGCUCUUGAAAAAUUACCUUCAAAUGAAAAAGUUGUUUGGCGAGGCAUUUCAGAAAAUAUCGGUUCAAAUUUUAGUAAAAAUAAUAUUUACACUUGGUGGAGUAUUAACUCAUGUUCGACAGAUCUUGAAGUUGCUCAAAUGUAUUUAGGCAAGCAAAGUUCACUUUUUGUUAUUCAAUCAGUUCGGGGCAAAGAAAUUUCUCCAUACUCAUCAUUCCCAAACGAGCAUGAAGUCGUCCUACUUCCAGGUACUUGCCUUCGUGUUCAGAGUAAUACAUUCAACUUUGAAAAUCGUCUUUUCAUUGUUCAUUUGGAAGAAGUAACCCAAUCUAACUUAUACAAGAGACAUCUGAGUAAGUCCAUAUAAAACCGACUAUGAAACUUGCGUCUCCAUGUGUUAAGUGUUUGAAUGUUUUAGAACUCGUAAAGUAUACGGGAUGUUAGGAGCAAAUAAUGUAUAUACUUUCGGAUAAUUAACAUAUAUUUGACUCCAGUUAUUAUAUAGCAUCACUCAAUAGAUUUCUUUAGCAUUUCUAAUGUUACCGAUGUCACAAGUUCAAUAGCCUAAUUUCUAGAUACUUUGAAUUGAAUAUUCUCAAGUAUGCCAUAUGAUAUUAUUACCGCUUAUCAGUCGAAAACAGAUCCUGAUGAAAUUGAUGCUAUUGCCCCCCCCCCCCCUUCCCCGCAUAAAAGAUCCCCCAAACAGAAAGCCAGUUUUGAGCAAAGAUUUUUGAAAAACGCUCUGUAUGGAUACGAUAGUUUCUCAUUAACAAUAUUACGAUGUGCGAAGCCAUAAUAGAAGGUCAUGUCCUUGUAAUCUAGCGGAGGAGGUUUAGUCUAAAAUGAUUCAUGUCCAUAAACAUCUUCGACAAAGUUAGAGUGGUUCAGUAGAUUGCACAUUUCUGAGAAUAUUCUAAACGUUUUAGUCAAAAUGGUUACUUCCUUCUUAAGAUAUCCAAUUUUUUAAGGAUGUGGAUAGUUUCACCUUUUAAUUCAGUUUUUCUAUAAAUAACUUGUUGGCUGCUGAAAAUCGACCAAAACGGCUGUAAUACUUUAGAGAAGUUACAUGAUCAUGAAUCGUUUCUAGUUUCUGUUAAUUUCUUCAAACUCUAUAUCGACUAACAAGAUGAAAGUAUAUCAUGCAAAUCAACUACAAUGAUUAUUUUCUUAAAACUUGGAAAAUGUUAUAAAAUCAUAAAAUUAAACAGAACGAAUGGAAAUGAGUAGCACUUGUUAGAAUGAUUCACUCAAACUUUCAUAGCUUUUGGUAAAUGAAAGUUCUUGUUACUUGAUUUAGUCAUAACCUGAAGUUAUACUCCACUGAUGGCAUUGGUGCUAAGCUAUGUGAAUAAAAAUCUAGCAAAAGGUUUUGGUGUAACACAUAGAAUUGGAAUUUUAGGGUUUUCAUUGAAAUCAAAGAUCAAAUAAGCGCUAUCUCAGCCUCUUUAUUCACGCAGAAUAUUUUUGACAGACAUCAAACCAUCACCGAUAUCCAGACGAUAUCAUCGAUUGAUAAGCCAAGCAAGUAGGAGCAAUAAUUUUCUCAUUCAAUCACUAUUUACUUUUCAAUAGUAACCUUAUUUUUGCAAACAAUGAAGUAAAAUUUUAUUUUCAACAUGACAUACUCAGAAAAUUGUUGACGAUCAAAAUUAUACAGUUAGAAAUGACGCAAGUGUGUAAUUCUAUUACUAGCUGUAUCUAUGUUAGAGCACGGUACAUAUGGAAAAGACUACUUUUACUGCAUUUUAUCUUCGCCUCUUCCAGUCAAGGUUUGAAACGGUCAAGUUAGAAGUUCCACUAUCAAAUGGUUCAAUAAAGGAUAAUCAGUAUAAAUCUCUGCAGACUGUUAAUUUAAUUUAGUAAAUGAGCUCAUGAUAUUGAGAAAUCCGAAGAUAGAUAGCCAUAUUCGAUAUGGAACAAUUUUGUCGAAUAGCGGUUCGGUUGGAUUUUAUUUGACUUUUUAGGACAAUACAGCUGAUUUAAUUUGCUCGUUUUAAGUGACUUCCACCGUUUUACUGAUCAAGAUAUAUAAGUCAGGAAGUCUUCAAUUGACACAUUUCUAGUCGUCAUCACAAUGUCUAUUCCAAACAUUGAGCCAAUACUUUCUCAUCGUACACUGAGAACCUUAGAUCAUGCAGAAUGAAUUAAUUAUGUUGUCAAAAACUUGAACAGGAAUGAAAAGUUAGUUUCGGUUUAAACUAAGGACUUUUCAUUUGAAAAUUUUAUGAUCAGACGUCAGAGCAGAUCAUAAAAUAGAAAGUCUAAUCAAACUUCACAAUUGUAAAGAAGUUCCAUUAUUAUAGAAAAAAAUCAUCGCCAAUUACUAGAAGAAAAUUUAUGAAAGAAAUUUUCAUUCGCUCUUGAUAUAAGCACGUUCAAAAUGUGACUGACUAAACUAGAAGUUGUUACUAUACGAAACUCGAAAAUCUGUAUGAGUCUUACACUGAAUGUCUUCCUAAAAUUGCAGUAAUAAAUUGUAUCGUGGAACAACUGAUUGGUUUAUUAGUUGAUAUGUUGAGUUUAGCGAUUUUUUGUCGGUAAAAACAAGAGACGCCGCUGUUCGGUCAGCUUUUAUGACAUGCUAGUUUUUUUGGUAUCCGGAGAUCUCUGCUGAAGGGAUUUUGGGUGUUGGUGGUGUGUGUGUGUGUGUCUCUGUCGGUAUGGAUGCAAAGAACAGCCACAGCUGUACCCACACUCACACCCACACCCACACCCACAUGCCCAUACUCCCACCCUCAAAAGCUCGAAACAAUCUAUAUCGACCCGAACGGAGCCAAAGCAGCAGCCUACUACUACCAGUUUAGACUUUGAUGUCAUGAUUUUUGCAACGAAAGAAUUCUUUCUUUUUAUUGAAUCCAUAUCACAAAGGAGGAAGAUUCCAAAGAUUCAGAGAAUCUUACAUCCCCCACUACGUCCGUUGAUGUUAUCAUUGCCGAACCUUAUAGUCAUAUCCAUGUUCAAGCUACAUUCGUUUUACUGAAAGACAAGCAUUUGUUAUUGAUACAAUUUUUGAUUAUCAACGAUAACGAUGCGCACUGGGAGAAUUUUAGCGAUUUGUAAAUAAUAACAAAUUUUAAUUCUUGACAGAAUCAACUUCAAUAAUGAUUGCCUAAUUUCUUUUUAUUAACUUUUGUUUAAAUGGUUUAUCGUUUGUGUCUUGAUCAGAUAGCAACUUUUCGUUCUUGAACAAUACCCAAUCAUCAGACUUGAUAGACGUUCCAUUCGAUACUCCAACUACUCAACAUCAUUACAAUGUGAGAAAGCUCAUCAUGUGGCUCCCAGAAUGUUGGCAAUCUAUGAAGAAUGGAAGUUCAAUGAUGAUGUUCCACAUUGUAUCCAAUAUCAUGAUUAUUAUUCUGUUUAUUCUCGGUUGCGCUUUAUUAAUUACUUUAUCAUCCAAACAUGUCACAAAAACAACAGCAAUACCAUUUUUGGCCACUUCACAGAUAGAAGAAAGUAGGAUUAGAGCUUUAAGCGAUCAUUUUUUUCGAUCACAACAAUAAACUAUUUUAAGCUCGAGAUAUACUCUAAAUCAUCAUCUAACUAGUCUGCAAUAUUGUCUGUGUAGAUUAUUAAAAUCGAACAAAGCUAAAACUUGAUAUUUUUAGUCAAUCAACUUUGAAAAGAUCUCUUUUAAAAACUUAACUUACUUUGAAAAGAAUUUUUUAAAUAUACAGUAUCUCUUAACAUCAGAGAUAGCUUUCUUAAAUUAUAUACAAAACGAAAUGUACUGUUUAAACACACAGUAUGUUAAAAAAUAUGCUUUUUCUUUUCUCUCGUGAUGACAGUCAUAUCUGAAAAAGCUGAACUAUGGGAACAAUGCAAUGGACACGAGUAUACCAUACCACGUUUAUGUGAGAAAGGUGCCGAUUGUUACGCAAGAGAUCUUUCAUAUUGGCAAGUGAGUCCUUUGAUUAGAAAUAAUUUUUUGAAACCUUAAAUAAAAAGUAUUCUCGUUAUAGUGUCGACCUAAGGGUAAUUGUCCAAAUGGUAGGCUCAUUUCUUUAAUUCAACAAAAAGAAAAAUUUAGGAGAGAGAACAGUAGGUAAAAGAUAAGAAAAGAAAGAGAGAACUGCUGUGAAAAUCAUUAGAAAAUCUUAUUUCAAUCAGAAAUAAAAGAUAGGGAUUCGAGCUUUCGUGUUCGGACUGAACACAUCGUC
Molecule: messenger RNA, 4522 nt
Organism: Rotaria sp. Silwood2
Lineage: Eukaryota; Metazoa; Rotifera; Eurotatoria; Philodinida; Philodinidae
Source: the annotation of a GenBank genome assembly